AUGGCAGGCUAUCGAUCAAGCUGCCUCGUACCAGUGUCGCAAAUGCCAGCGGGGAAAAUCUCAAAGGUACUCCCCACCAUAGAUGGCAUUCCUAGCCAUGACUCCUAUGAGGUGGUGGUAAGUUACCGCGUUGACAGCCCGUUUAAGCCGUGCCCUGAGAUUGAGCCGCUGCCGUUGUCCCCCCAUGCUGAUCUGCUGAGAAUUAUCAACAGCCCUGCAUACACAAAUGAGAGUGGCACCAAGUUCUUCCAGUCGCAGGAUGAUCCUACGUACGACAGAAUGCAGGAUGCGGACAGCCCAGUCAUGCAGACUCCCAAGAAAAGGGACUCCACACCAGAGUUUGGCCCAACAGCGUCUCCUAAGGUGCCUCCCGAUCUGGAUUUCAGCAAUUCAGCAUAUGAGAUGGCGGAGGAAGAAAUUCAAAACCUGGCUCUGCGUAGUAUUAUUGGCAAAAGGUCGGUGAAUGUCGACGUUUCCACGAUUGAGCAAAGGGUGAUGGCGAGGGUCCUGCAGGAUGCUGAGGCGCGGCAGGUUAUCGUGACCUUCGUGAGAGACCGCGACAAUUUCGAUGACGACGACCACGACGAAGUGGAUCACGAGUUCGAAUUGAUAAACAUGAGCGGUACUCGCGUUAUAAACCUGAACGACUCUAUGGGCCACGUUCUGGACCAUAUCGACGGCAAUCUGUUCGACGUGCCGUCCCCCAAGGCGCCGUUGAACGCUUCUCAGCCGAUUGAGACCGACAACAUAGAGUGGUUUAAUUCGACUAUGAGGUUCAAUAAAAUCAAGGAGUACAAAAAGCACACGAUAAUGUUCUCCGGCAGUGACAAUUAUUACCACGGGGCGAGCAGUUGCGUUAUGACCGACACAGAAUCCAACAAAAACAAGAUCACGCUAUUCAAGGAUUCACCGAAAAGAGAUGACCCCGAGGAAGUUCAGGACAUCGUCGAGCCUCCGGUUGAGAGCACGACGGCUGGAGACCAAACGCAUGCGGUGAACCCCUCUGCAGAACCGCAAUUUGAAUUUUUAAAGAAGAGGAACCGUGAAAAAUCGGGAUCUGACGAACCCCGAUCCUUGGAUGCAUCGAUAUCGGGCAAAUCACUGUCGCGGGAUUCUACCACCUCCAGCAUUUCAGAUAGCUCCGGAAAUCUAUCGCAUCGCCAACGGGUUAGAAGGUGUGUAGGAAAUGAUAGUGGCAACAUCGUGAUUGACGAGUACAAGAACCACCCUGAGUACGACGAGGAUUCGGACACGUCGCCAUUAAUGUUGAUGGCCGAUAUGCGCGCCGGUCUCAGCAGCACGUCAUUGGACCGGUCGCUUUCUCAUUCACGGCACGAAGGCUCAGGAUCUCUUCCGAAAGAUUAUUCAACAUCCAUAGGGGGAAUAUCUAGACGUGGUAGGUUGGCGGAAACCCGGCGCUCCUCGGAAUCGGCGGGCGGUGUGAAGCCGGUGCGGUCGAAGCACUGCGGCAACCGCGUAUUUGAUAAUGCAGCAAUGAAUAACAAAGACUGGUCAUCAGAAACUUGGGGAUCCUUCAUCAACGUGAUUCUUAGCCGCAAACGUACCCUUGGCCACGGGUCGUUUUCUACAGUGACAUUCGCAUUCCUAAGGCUGACGCCCUCGCUGGCGAUUAACGGAACGCGCGCGGGUUCCAGCGGCAGCGACGAAAACACAGCCAUCGCUCCAAAGGAGUCCAGCACUACAGCAUACAAGGACACUAAUCGCAAAAUGUUGGAGAAUGGAGAGGAAACAGUUAAUGGUCAAACUGCGACAAACUCGCGACGUGCGUCCAGCGAUGGAAAGUUGGGGAAUCACACCAUGAACAACACUGAAGGCGACGUUGUCGACCAAAUGUGCAACGUGGUCAGUGGGCAUUGCAGCAGUUGCGCCAAUGUGCGCGCGGUAGACUGUGCGGUGAAAUCGAUCAAAGACGCUUUUCCCCAUGCUCGUUUCCAGUAUAUUCGGGAAAAGGAAAUGAUGUUGCAUUUCAACGCUAACGUGUUGAAGCCUCUGGCGUGUCGUACUCACAACACGGAUGGACACAGGACCUACCAGUUAUUGAUGCCUAAGGCGCAGGGAGACUUGCUCGACAUGCUCAAGCGCCUGGUGAAGCAUCGUACCAACAGCUGUACAACUCAAGUGUACAUUGCUAGCCAGUCCACUGGCAAGCAGGAGAGGAAGAUAAUCGGGCUCACCGAAACUGAGGUGAAGUUCCUCUUCUACCAGCUGUUGUCGGGGCUGGCGUUCAUCCAAAUGUGCUUCCAAGGCAACAUCCACAGACAUUCUGACAUCAAGCUUCAGAAUAUCCUGGUGUUGUGCCGCGACGAGGACAAACUUAACCCCAUGCGAUGGCGUUUGUGUCUUGCAGACUUUGGAUGUUCCAUCAUGCUUCACCCCACGCAACACCUGGAAGGAGCAGGGUUAUUCCGAUCCUUGCAAGACACUAUGUCCAAGGAGUGGCGCUCCCAUAUAUGUAACCAGCUGACGUCUUUUGUACGGGGAACUGUGCGCAGCAACGCUCCGGAGGCGCUCUCGUACGACCGAAACGGGAAGCCGCGUAGCAAUCACAACGACCGCCUUCUGGCAGCUUAUAAGCGGAGAAAGCUACGCGUGUCGUCUAUGAACAAAGAUCAGCUCCCGAUGCCCCGCGUGUGGGUCCAAGGUAGCGUGAGCGAAGAAGUGACACGUCUACCCCCGAGGAGUGCCACCCGUGUCUCGGGCGCACGGGAAAACGACACUGCAGAAUACUACACCGUCGACAUGCACGCUGAUAUGUGGUCCGCAGGGAUAGUGCUGGCUGAACUGGCUAAGUUCGGCGGCCCGAAUCCUUGUAGCGAGGAUAGCCGUAGCCCUAACGACCCGUCUAAGGGCAAGGCUGAUUCCUUGCCCGUUGAGUACAUCAAUCAUAGACUUAAUGGUACUCUUGGACGCGGCAUAUUCUGCAGGAACAACGCCGUCGUAAAACUUAAAAUGCAGUUGGAUGCCGCACGCGAAAAGGGUGGCCCAAAGGCCUCGCUUAUGGUGGGGGCGAAAGACAAGGCGCAGCAGCACAGCAACCAAGCUGCUCUCACCGACGAAAACCUUAACUUGGCGCUUGCGACCGAUAUCGCCGCCAAGUGUGACCAGGAGAUCGUCAUGCGCGUGCGGAAGCUAAAGAGGGAGUAUUGCUGGUGGGAGUAUCCAAAGUUCUCAAGUGGUUUCUGGAGCCUUCUAGUAAACCUCCUAUCGUAUGACCCAGGAGAGCGUUACAUUGCGGCGGAAGCGCUUGGUCACGCGUGGUUCGAAUCAUCAGAUGGUGACUCACGACCCAUCUUCGACGACAUCGACGCUCUCAUGGCCGAGGAACAUCAACAUCUUCCUAUGGAGCACUUUUAUUACAUCGGUUCAUCUCUGUCGCUGCACAGCAGCUAUAGGAAGGGGCAGUGUAAUAAUGAAUCAUCUGCUUUCACCGUAAAGCGUGAGGCGCUCAUGCACGUCGGCAACAGCGAUGUUGCUCUGGAAAGCAUAGGGGAGUACGGCAAGGCAGGACGCACUUCUCAUGCCUGGUUCGCAGGCCCACUUCAUUUCCGCUUACGUGAAUUGCACGAGCCCGGCGUGAAUUUGCCCGAUUACGUGGCCCAGAUCUGCCAGAGGGAGACGAUAGUGCUCGAGUCACGCGAGAAGGAUCUGUUCGGCGCACACGGGUUCGUGCUCGCGCAGCUGCUGGCACUGAGGCGGCGCUACAUGUUCUCGUGGAGCGAGAUGAUGUCGGCUCGGGCGGUCCACUUGCUGGGCAAGAGCCUGAUGCUGCGUGACCACGCCCAGCGUUAG
Babesia ovata is the source of this 3810-nucleotide messenger RNA. RefSeq names its product serine threonine kinase. Lineage: Eukaryota; Apicomplexa; Aconoidasida; Piroplasmida; Babesiidae. The record is from RefSeq and is a predicted model, not a curated record. Gene Ontology annotation, cellular component: nucleus; cytoplasm. The transcript has a single exon. The coding region runs from base 1 to 3810 and encodes 1269 amino acids. Gene Ontology annotation, biological process: intracellular signal transduction; protein phosphorylation. Gene Ontology annotation, molecular function: ATP binding; protein serine/threonine kinase activity.